Messenger RNA from Musca domestica (house fly), 1508 nucleotides. RefSeq names its product probable ribosome production factor 1. Gene Ontology annotation, biological process: maturation of 5.8S rRNA; maturation of LSU-rRNA. The record is from RefSeq and is a predicted model, not a curated record. NCBI's taxonomy places the organism in Eukaryota, Metazoa, Arthropoda, Insecta, Diptera, Muscidae. Gene Ontology annotation, cellular component: nucleolus; preribosome, large subunit precursor. The transcript has a single exon. Gene Ontology annotation, molecular function: rRNA primary transcript binding. Bases 149 to 1390 code for a protein of 413 amino acids.
AGAAGAGCCGGCCAGAGAAAAUCAAUCGGCGUCGUUAUCUUCUCCAACACGUGCAACAUAAAUUUCUUGCUCUACGGAUAACAUUGUAAAUAAAAACUUAAGUUCUUGUGGAAAAAUACUUAAAGCAACUGGUAUAAUCUUGGCAAAAAUGAAAAACAAGCAGAAAAAAGUUGUUCAGCCGGAUAGUGACAGCGAUUCAAGUAUGGACGAGGAAGUCGACAGCAAGCAUAAUGAAUUGGAAACAGAUUCAGAUGAUGAUCAGGAGGAGGUUGACCAAAGCCAAAAUCAAGCAAUGACUGAUAGUUCUGGUGACAGCGAUGAUGGUGAAAUGGAUGAAGAUAAACCCACAACAAGUAAAAACUUGAAGAACCAAAAAUCCGCUGACGUAGAUGGCGCAGAGAAUUCCGACGAUGAAGGAGACAACGACGACGAGGAGGAUGGCGAUGAUGAUGAUGACGAUGACAACGAACCUGAAGUAAGAAUGCCAGUUUUAAAUCCUCUUAGCUUGAUGCGCAACAAGGAGCAACGAAUGGCAUUGUUUCGCAAAAUGAAGAAGGAAAAACACAAAAAGAAAAUGCAAGAGCGCAGAGCAAGACGUAAAGCAGGCGUACCGGCCAAUCCCGGUCAUACCAUAGAAAGUUUGAGGGAAAAGGAUCAAACGACUGUAACGAACCUUGAUGACUCGGACAAUGAAGAAUUGCGCAAAGAAUUACAAUUGGAUGACUUCAGUUCAUAUUUCGAGCGUUCUUACGAACCCAAAGUUCUCAUAACAUUUGCCGACAAUCCCGUUACGAAAACACGUAAAUUUGGCUUGGAAUUGGGACGAAUCUUUCCCAAUGCUUUGGUAAAGAUACGUAACAAAUCCUCAGUAAAGAACAUUUGUAAAUCGGCCGUAAGAGAAGAAUACACCGAUGUUGUUAUAAUAAACGAAGAUCGUCGCCAACCUAAUGGUUUAUUGGUAAUACAUUUACCCAAUGGACCAACAGCACAUUUUAAAGUAUCCAAUGUUAAACUUACCUCAGAUAUGAAACGUGAUCACAAAGAAAUUACAAAACAUCGCCCAGAAGUAAUUCUAAAUAAUUUCACGACGCGCCUGGGUUUGACUGUGGGUCGGAUGUUGGGUGCUCUUUUCCAUCAUGACCCUGAAUUCAGAGGACGUCGUUCUGUUACCUUCCACAAUCAACGUGAUUACAUAUUUUUCCGUCACCACCGUUACGAGUUCACCAAGGAUGGCAAACGCGUUAAGCUUCGUGAAUUGGGCCCACGUUUCACCUUGAAAUUGCGUUCUCUGCAAGAGGGGACAUUUGACAGUAAAACAGGUGAUUAUGCUUGGAUUAUUACCAAUAAGAGACACGCUCUGGAAGCGUCCAGACGCCGUUUCCACUUAUAGAUACACAUAUUCUUAUACCAGCAACGGUCUAGUUUUUAAGCUAUUAAUUCUAUUAAAAAAAUGUAGUGCGUGUGUAUACAUCGUUUUUUAAUUAAUAAUAUAUAGAAGAAACUGAAAA